Molecule: messenger RNA, 3430 nt
Organism: Pseudoliparis swirei
Lineage: Eukaryota; Metazoa; Chordata; Actinopteri; Perciformes; Liparidae
Gene: atad5b
Product: ATPase family AAA domain containing 5b
Exons: 14
Coding region: 153-3245 (1030 amino acids)
Cellular component (GO): nucleus
Molecular function (GO): ATP hydrolysis activity; DNA clamp unloader activity; DNA binding
Source: RefSeq, a predicted model, not a curated record
UUCAACACUAACCAAACGUUUGUUUUACGAGUUGUUUUAAUGCACUUAGCCGAACCAUGCACAGAGAGCUAGCUCGGUCGGUUUGAAAUAACAAUUAAUACUUUUGAAUUUGUUGUUGUUAGCGUCGCACACAUUGACGUUACCGACGCGUCAUGCGACAGAGAGCGACGCGCCAAAGAACUGAGUCUUUGAAUGUGGAUUUCCUUGCGAUGCAAAACAAACUCAAACGGAGCAAGAAAUGUAAAGAUGUGUUGCCCACGCGCACCUCCGAGGGGGUGACGUUCAUAGGGGCCUCGCUGGCAGCGGAAGACGCGCAUGCUGCCGCUGCGGGCGCCGCCUCAACCAGAAAAGUCGCACCACCCCCGGAGCGGAGAGACACUUUCUGCGGAAAACACGUCCAAAUCGCGCCAAUCUUCUUGUGUAAAACACAACACAGCGAAAGCAAAUGGAGCGGCGACGGGGCGUCGGGUCGGCCGGUGGAGAAGCAGACGGAAGACGUGCAGCGGGUGAAAGGUCAGCGGUGUUUAUCAACAGUCUCUCGGCCGACGGAGGGAAGGGGCUCCGGGGGAGGACGGCUGUCGUCCUCGGCUCUGCGCAGAUGUCUGGAAGACAUCCAGGCGUCCAACCCCGCGUUCCCAGUCAGCACAGUGUUCAGCACUCUGCGGGAGAGAGCGCAGGAUUCUGGACCCACAGCAAUACAUAUAAGCUCCCCACAGAACCCCUUACAAGAGAAGAGGGAACGAGGGAACGAAAGCUCUGAGAGGGGGCCCAAACGUCUCAGGUCUAGUCUCUCUGCGGAGGAAGCCUUCGGCGUGGGUCCCCGUCUGGUGUCUGCUGUCCAGGAGGGCCCUGUCCUGGUGGUCAAGAAGCUGCAGCCCAGGAGCAACAAGCUGAGUCGGGCUCGCAGACUGAGGGAGCAAAGUGGGAGUCCAGUAGACCCGGAGCCGCUCUCUGGGUUGAUCAAUCCCGCAGAAUCUCGCAGCCAGUCGCCCAAACCCUCCGGCAUCCAUCAAAGAGAUUCCAGUUUUGAGGACGUCCUCUGGACAGACAAAUACAGUCCUCGGCAUUCAAGUGAAGUCAUCGGCAACUCUGCCCCUGUUAAGAAACUGCAAAUUUGGUUGAAGAAAUGGAAACGAAGAGCCGACCGUGACGAGAGUAGACGAGAAGAAAACCGCAACGACUCGUGGGACUGUGGAGACUUCCAGGGUGAGGCCGGGCCCGAGGAGGGCCUCUGCAACACCGUGUUGAUCACGGGACCCUCUGGUGUGGGCAAGACCGCCUCAGUGUACGCCUGCGCUCAGGAGCUUGGCUUCAAGGUAUUUGAGGUGAACUGCUCCUCACAGCGCAAUGGCCGCCAAGUUCUGUCCCAGCUGAAGGAAGCUACCCAGUCCCACCUGGUGGAGAUGUCGGGGAAGGACCCACUGAAACCCACCUACUUCAACAACUACGCCAUCAACAGCUGCACUCUGAAAUCUGAGACUUUACCUGGCAAAGCGGUGCGCCCCAAAAAUGUCACCUCGACCUCAAAAAAUAGAGCGGCCCAGAAGUUUGGCCACUCGAGUCGCAAAGGGAAACUCCGUCCAGCCGCGGUCACUCUGGCCAACUACUUCAGGGUGAAGGCCAAAGCGGAUCACAUUCACGCCAAGAGUCCGUCGCCGUCCCACAAACCAGACGGCGAGGGAUCGGGCAAUCAGUCGCCGCCGGGCUCCGAUCCAAUGGCGCCAAAGAACAGAAAGACGGCCACGUCACUCAUUCUGUUUGAAGAGGUUGAUGUCAUAUUUGAUGACGACGUUGGUUUCCUCGCAGCCGUCAAGACUUUCAUGACGACCACCAAAAGACCAGUCGUCUUGACCACCACUGAUCCUUCCUUCAGAGAGAGAUUCAGCUGCAGCUUGGAGGAGAUCGUUUUCAAAACCCCGUCGGCGGCGAACAUCGUUAGCUACCUGCAGCUGGUGGGCUUGGCUGAGAGCGUGCGACUGGAGCUGGACGACGUGAGCAGCCUCGUCCGGCUGUCCCGGGGCGACGCCAGGCGCUGCCUGCUGCAGCUGCAGCUCUGGGUGAACAGUGGCGGGGGGCGGUCGUCUCUGAGCGGAGGCUCGCCCGAGGAGGCGACUGUGCGAAUCUACUCGAGUGAUACUGAAAGAGGCGACUAUGAAGACUCCCAACGGCCUCGGUGUGACGCAGGCUGCACUGCCAGCAUGCUGGGUUUCCACCAUGUGACCCAACACCAACUUUAUAACCUUCUAAAGCGUCCGGUCUGGACUGAAAUAGAGACGAACAAGCUCCUGAGGCUCCUAGCUGAGAGCUGGAGAGGAGGCGUUCCUCUUCUGUACUGCAACCUGGAGCUUCUUCUGCCCAUCGGGGGGCCCGAGGGGACUUGUCCUGGGCUGCAGAGGAAGCCUGCACCCUCUGACAUCGACCCUCACGUCAGACAGGUCACUGGAAAGGCACCAGCCACCCACAGCAGGUCCAUUAAGGCGUCUAGACUUGGCAGAAGGAAAUGGAUCCCAGCAACGUUGGACGCCACAUCGUUGAUGCGACAUCCUCAAAGAGCGUCCUCAUCGCCGCAAAGGGCCGCUCGGUCGAGAGAUGAGACGGAAGCGAGCAGAGCCGAAGCAGCGACCGGCGGUUUGGAUGCCUUGGCGGACUUCUUUGACCUUGUGUCGUACCUAGAUUACACAACACCAGCUGCCGCGGCACCGCUCAUCUCGGGCCCGUUUGUCUGGACCGGAGCCGGGAUUAAGGACGGCUCGUUAGAUGAGAUGCGCGAGGACGUCGAGGAGGCGGGCAGGACUUUUAGCCAGGAGAGGAUAUUGGAUAUUCAGGCGGCUGUUGAGGGAUUAGGGUGUCACCGGUGCUGUUGGCGGAUGUCGGUGGCGUUGACCGAAGCGCAACAAUACAGACGGGAGCUGGGAGACGCACGGUGGGGAAGGCUGACGGAGGAACUAGCAGCCUCUUCGAAAGGACAGAGCCUCACCUUUAGCGCACCACUGCUGUGGGCGCCACGUGUGUCCAAAAGGAGGUACAAGCUGAGCAGGACCAUUCUCUGCAGUUCUUCCUUCAGCCUGCUGGGGAACAGACGAGCGGUCGCUGUCGACUACAUGCCGGUCCUCCGCCACAUGUGCCGAUUGCAGAGAGCGCAGGAGCAGAAAGAGGAGCCAGUCAGGAGUCUGAACUACCUGAGCAUCACACAGCUGGGCCUCUCAAAGUCAACUAUUAAACUCCUGGCUGAAGACUUCUCAUAGAGCACAUGAUGUCACCAUACUGCAGUCAGUACUGCCUUUAGUGUGCAUUCAUUAAACCUGAAUACUGUCUCCACCAAGGACUGUCAAAUUAAUGUUAUGCAGUUCAGACAAUUAAAUCAGUUUUUUUAUUUACAUGUAUGUUUUUUUUAAUUCUUGAAAGUAAAAUAAAACAAUAUUUUUGGAAA